Rhopalosiphum maidis (corn leaf aphid) is the source of this 2763-nucleotide messenger RNA. RefSeq names its product glucose dehydrogenase [FAD, quinone]. Bases 544 to 2409 code for a protein of 621 amino acids. NCBI's taxonomy places the organism in Eukaryota, Metazoa, Arthropoda, Insecta, Hemiptera, Aphididae. The transcript is spliced from 6 exons. Gene Ontology annotation, molecular function: oxidoreductase activity, acting on CH-OH group of donors; flavin adenine dinucleotide binding. The record is from RefSeq and is a predicted model, not a curated record.
ACAUAUCAUAAUGACGUAGUUAAUUAUUUUAAACAUCGUAUUGUACAUCCGUGAAGGACAAAAUCGUGUUUAUAAUAUUCAAAACAUAUUUCCGAACCCACCUGUAUGAAUUGACGAAUCUUGAGACUAUUAACGAUUAUGACGUCAUGUAAAACUAAUUCGAGUGAUCGAACCCGCCGUGUUCCGCGAGAAAAAUAUAUCGCAGUAAAUCAUAUAUUGUGAUAGGUAUAAUGAACGAUCUGUACGUGCUAUUAUUAAUCUGAUCUACUUUUAUCACGUGAACCAAUUUAACUGAAAUAUAGUUUUCGUGAAAAAAAAAAAAACCGCACAUUUUUAUCAUCUCAUAUUUUUUAUAUCCUGUCCGUCCGACUUUGCACAUUUGAAAAUUAGGUUACAGCGACAUGUUUAUUAUAACAUACGUCUACGUGCUCGCUGUCACGUCGGGCGCCGUUCCUUUCUUCUUCGCCACAUCCGCCGUACAUGGUAUAAAAUAUAAUACUGGCAAUUGGCAUCGAUUAGCUGUUGUGAUACUAUGCGGUACUUAUGAGUGGCGUGGAAGUUCUACCCAUCGGAGCGAUUGCAGGGGCCGCGUCGCAAGUGGCCUGGUUCCUGCCCGUUUUGGUCGCGGCUAUUGCUUAUUUCCACUACGAGGUAAAUGAUCCCGAGUCAAGGAUUAUAGAUCAACCCGGAAAUUUGCUUCUUGACCAAUAUGAUUUUAUUAUAGUCGGCGCUGGAUCGGCAGGUGCGGUGCUGGCGAAUAGGUUGACCGAAGUCGAAGAUUGGAGUGUAUUAUUAAUAGAAGCUGGUGGAGAUGAAACUGAACUAUCCGACGUGCCUUUGUUGGCUGCCUACUUGCAACUCACCCAGCUCGAUUGGCAAUAUAAAGCCGAACCCCAGGAUACAGCAUGUUUGGCUAUGAAAGAUGAACGUUGCAAUUGGCCUCGGGGCAAAGUGCUUGGCGGGUCUAGCGUGUUGAACUAUAUGAUGUAUGUGCGCGGAAACCAAAUGGACUACAACAACUGGCUGAAUCAAGGAAAUCCGGGUUGGGGGUACGACGACGUGCUCUACUAUUUUAAAAAAUCAGAAGACAACAGAAACCCGUACCUGGCGCGGACCCCGUACCAUUCGAUGGGCGGAUAUCUGACGGUGUCCGAGGCGCCGUACAAAACGCCGUUGGCCGACGCGUUCGUCAGGGCCGGCCAGGAAAUGGGCUACGACAUCCGCGACAUAAACGGCGAACGGCAAACCGGAUUCAUGACGCCUCAAGGGACCAUCAGGAGGGGAGCCAGAUGCAGUACGGCAAAGGCUUUCCUGCGACCCGCCCGACUGCGGAAGAAUCUGCACGUGUCCAUCAACGCUCACGUCACGCGCGUGGCGAUCAAUCCCGAGACGAAAGUCGCGUUCGGCGUCGAAAUGAUCAAGGACAACACGCGACAUUUUAUCCGGGCCAACAAAGAAGUGCUGCUGUCGGCGGGUUCCAUUAGUUCUGCGCAACUGCUCAUGCUUUCGGGCAUAGGCCCCAAGAACCAUCUGACGGAAAUGGGUAUACCCGUUCUAGCCGAUUUAGAUGUCGGCAAAAAUCUUCAAGACCACAUCGGACUCGGUGGCCUCGCAUUUCUGAUUAACAAAGAGGUGUCGCUAACGCAAGAGAGAGUGGAAAACGUCCAAACGGUUUUAAACUAUGCUACAAUGGGCGACGGACCGUUGACAGUCAUGGGCGGUGUCGAAGGAUUGGCGUUCAUCAACACUAAAUAUGCUAAUCAUUCAAUGGACACACCGGACAUCGAAUUACAUUUUGUGUCUGGUUCCACCAACUCUGAUGGCGGUGUACAACUGUGGAAAGCACACGGGUUGAAAGAAGAGUUUUACAAAUCUGUCUACGAACCGAUUAACAACAGAGACGUGUGGUCUGCUAUACCUAUGUUGCUGAGGCCCAAGAGUCGAGGCGAAAUACUGUUACGAAGCACCGACCCGUCCAUGUAUCCCAGAAUUCUGCCCAACUAUCUGACGGUCCAAGAGGACGUGGACACGCUGGUGGAGGGCGUCAAGUUCGUGGUGGCCAUGUCCCGGACCACGCCGUUCCGCCGGUACGGCAGUCGCCUGCACGACAUACCGUUCCCCGGUUGCGCUACGAUACCGCGGUAUACGGACGCCUACUGGGAAUGCAUGGUCCGGCACUACACCGUGACCAUAUACCAUCCGGUGGGCACCGCCAAGAUGGGACCCGAGUGGGACAAGACCGCGGUGGUGGACCCGCGACUCCGGGUGUACGGUAUCCACGGUCUCCGGGUGGUGGACGCGUCCAUCAUGCCCACGCUGGUCAGCGCCAACACCAACGCUCCGGUCAUAAUGAUCGCCGAGAAGGCCGCGGACAUGAUCAAGGAGAAAUGGCUGGGCAGGAAACGGUGACACGCGACGACUGUGAUUGAAAAUUGAGCGCGAACGUCUACAAUAUUGUUUUUUUCCGGGUCUUAUAAUAACUUAUUAUUACCGCGACAAUUUCUUUCUUUCUUCUGUUUUUUUUUCGUUAUUCUAUUAGUAUAUUGUAACUAUUUAAAGGUAUUAUUGUCAUCCCGACCAUAGGCGUGCGCAGACCUGAAUUUCGGGGGGCGCCUACAAUUUUUUCGGGCCCUCUCUUAACAAGACAAGUACAUAUUUUAGUUAAUUAUAAUGCAUAAAUAAACAUUACUUACAUUAUAUCACAUAUUGAUCAGUAGUAUUACUACUAUUAUUAGUACCAAGUUAUAUAAUAUUUCAUUAGAU